UUCGCUUGCUUGUUUUGCUUUUUUGUUGUUUGGAAUAAUUAUUUUCGAAACAAAUAAAAUGCUAACUUAUUGUUUAAGAAGUUAAAUUACCUUUAUAUUUUCCAAAACGUACAAGACGAACAGAUUUUCUUUACACACAACAUUAAAAAUGGACUUGAAUUCGCAGAAUUCUAGUUACUGGUUCGUGGUUCGCGAAGACCAGAGCAAUGUUAUAUUUAGUACCAACAACGUAAUACAGAAUCCUCAGAUUGCAGGGCAUGAACCAAGGUUUAUAGUGGAUGCUGGUCUCCAACCGCAGUAUAUACAAGAACAAAAAGAUGAAGUAGCAAUUGAUAAUACCUGUGCAGUCGAUGUUGACAAUUUCUGGGAUAGAAAUAAAGUCCAAUUACUCCUUUCACUGUGGAGGGAUGAUCGCUUCAAAGAUGCCAACAACAAGGAUAGAACUAUGUGGGAACAGAUUGCUGCUAUAGUUGGUAUUAGCGAAACUGAAUGUAUAAAAAAGUACAAAAGCCUUAGACGUACCUAUGUAAGAUUGUCAAAUAAAAGAAGAUUGGGUAAAAAUAUAAAAUGGAUUCACUACAAUGUCUGUGAUGAUGUGUUCAAAGAUUGUAAGACAUUGUCCUCUGCGGCCCUGGUGCCCUGGGAGGAUAAGAUGGUUCGGCAGCUACUCACACUCUACAUUGAGAAUCUUGACCGAUUUCAAGACCGAAAUUGUGUACAAAGAGACCUUUGGAAAGAUAUAGCGGGAGCAAUGAACACAACUGAAUAUAAUUGUUACCAAAAAUUCAGGUAUCUGAAGAGAAGGUAUUUCACUUUGCUGGAGAAGAAAAGUAGCACUGGGAGACAAAUCAAGUGGCCCUACAGUCAAUACUUUGAGAGAAUAUUUUAUGAUUAUGACCCUUAUAUAUGUUCUUGGGACAGCAGCAAGAUAAAACAGCUAAUCGAUGCAUACUCCCAGAUUGCUUACAAGUUUAGAAGCCCUAGUUUCCAAAAAAAGGAAUUAUGGAAAGAAAUAGGAGAAAUUGUAGGAAAGAAUGCCAGUGAUUGUGAUAGAAAGUUCCGGAAUUUAAAGCAGACAUAUAUUCGACUGAAAAUGAGGGCUGAUACAGGGAGAGCAGUUACAAAAUGGAAGUAUUAUGAAGAUUUUGAAACAAUAUUUAGCAAUACCAAGGUACAUAGAAAUGGGAUCCCACUUAACUGUAGAAAUCAAACUGAUAAUUACAUAAUAAAGCUUCUAAAAUUUGUAAUAGACAAUUUGGAAAAGUUUAAACAUCCACUAAGGAAAAGGAAACAAUUUUGGAGACUGGUUGGCCCUAAACUGGGAUUGACGGCGGAGGAGUGUGACCGUAAGUUUAGGAAUCUGAAGCAAACUUACAUGAGACUGCGAGAACAGAAAGCUGUGACUGGGAAGUGCAAUAAGUGGCCAUACUAUUCUUACUAUGAGAAAAUUUUUGAGGGGUCCUGUGCGAUGUGCAAUAAAGUGGAGAACAAUGGAUCAGAAGGAGUCUGUCAGCUGUGUUCUAAAGGAAAGAACAGCGUUGGUGAAGAUAUAGAUAGCCAGACAAUAUCCGAUAUCAGGAAGGUGAUGCGGGAUAUGCAGGACCGGCACAGUGCAGACAAGUUUGACAAGCUGAUACAGGCCGUGCAGGACUCCAAUGACAUACAACGCGAGAGGAAUAUGAUCCUCAAAGCAUUGUUGGAUAAGAGAUAAAUGAUUUGCAAUUAAAUUUGUUGAAUAUA
This is a messenger RNA of Amyelois transitella, 1740 nucleotides long. RefSeq lists its product as uncharacterized. Gene Ontology annotation, cellular component: nucleus; transcription regulator complex. The record is from RefSeq and is a predicted model, not a curated record. Bases 149 to 1711 code for a protein of 520 amino acids. Lineage: Eukaryota; Metazoa; Arthropoda; Insecta; Lepidoptera; Pyralidae. The transcript is spliced from 2 exons. Gene Ontology annotation, biological process: regulation of transcription by RNA polymerase II.